Molecule: messenger RNA, 2937 nt
Organism: Chlorella variabilis
Lineage: Eukaryota; Viridiplantae; Chlorophyta; Trebouxiophyceae; Chlorellales; Chlorellaceae
Exons: 5
Coding region: 1-2937 (978 amino acids)
Source: RefSeq, a predicted model, not a curated record
AUGAGACACAUCCAGACGUGGGAGGCCAACAGUUGGGUUGCCAAGCUGGAGCGCGGUGGCAGCAGCGGCAGCACGCCCGAGGCGUCUACCCCCGCCACCCUCCAGUCGACGCCCAGCGGCGUCCGCUCACCCUGCGUCGAUGGCAGCCCAACUUUGCCGCUGGGCUCCCCCUCGCCCCUGCGGCACACGCUGCAGCUGGCCGCCGACCGCCUGACGGCGCUGCGGGCACCGGAUGCACCCACAGACGCAGGCGGCGUGGCGUUCGGCAGCGCUCGCCGGGCGGUGGCGCUCACCCCACCGCCACCCGCCACUGACGUGCCGGCAGCAGCAGCGGCGUCGGCCGGACGCACGGCCCUGGCAGCACAAGCCACGGCGUCAGCCGCUGCUGGCGUUGAUCCACACCCUACAGCUGCCGCAGCAGACCUGCUGGCACUGGGGGACCAAGCUGAGCUGGUGGGGGCGGAGGCAGACACGCUCCGGGAGGGCCUGCGCGGCGCGCGGCGCCAGCUGGGCGCGCUGCAGCGCCAGCUGCUGGCCAUGCAGCGCCAGGCCGGGCGGCAGCAGCAGCUGCUGGGCACGCUGCUGCUGGAGCAGGAGUGCGAGGUGAAGCUGGCGCGGUCGGAGGCCGAGGCGUACCGCACGGCGGCCAAGGCCCGUACCGCGGCGGUCGGCACGCUGCAGAGUGCGGUGGCGAUGCUGCAGGAGGAACGGGGGCGGCUGCAGGCGCAGGUGCGCCAGCUGGCCGCCAGCUUGGAAGGCGCCAGCCAGCGGGAGGCAGAGCUGGCGGCACUGAACCGGCAGCGCAGCCAGGAUGCCGCCGCGCUGCAGGCGCUGGUCUUGCAGCUGCAGCAGAAGGUUGCGGCGGCGGAGGAGGCGCAGGCGGCGGCGCAGGAGGCGGCGGCGACGGCUGGCCAGCUGGGCGCCACUGUCGACAGCCUGCAGCAGCAGCUGGAGGCGGCGCGGCAGCGGGGCGCGGAGCUGGCUGCAGACAAGGAGCGGCUGGAGCAGCAGGCGGCAGCAGCGGCGGGCGCCGGUGACCAGCUGCAGGCGGCCGCAGCGCACCACGAGGCAGAGCAGGCGGCUCUGCGGCAGCAGGUGCAGGCGCUGGACUGCGAGUCCGCCCAGCUGGCGGCGCAGCUGCGGCAGGAGUUGGAGGAGCAGCGCAGCGGCAGCGCUGCCCUGCUGCAGCAGCAGGAGCAGCUGCGGGCGCGGGCGCAGGCGGCGGAGGCGGAGGCGGGCAGCGCGGCGGGGCAGCUGGCAUCGGCCUGCGAGCAGAACGCGCUGCUGGCUGAGCAGCUGGCGCAGCUGCAAGAGCAGCUGCAGGAGCUGGCGGCUGGCGAGGCACAGCGAGGCGAGCUGGAGGCGGCGCUGCGCCAGCUGGCGGGCGACAAGGCUGAGCUGGAGGCCAGGCUGGCGCAGGCGGAGGCAGACAGCUCCAGCCUGCGCCGCAUGGUGCGUAUGCUCAAGUACGGAGACAGCGCCGCGCCCUCGCCCAUGGCGGCGGCCGCCGGCGCCGGCGAUGCGGCUGGCGACGGCGCCGUGGCGGGCAGCGCCGUGCGCCGGCCGCAGAGCGCCGCCAAGGGGCGGUCGCCUGCGCAGCCUGCUGGUGCGGCGGGCCUGGCCUGGCAGCACGGCUGGGAGGAGGAGGCCGAGGAGAAGGCGGCACAGCAGCAUGGCAGCGACAGCGGCUCGUCAGGCGAGGCGGAAGCCGGUGCUGCACGGGAGGAUGGGUACAGCAGCGGCGGCAGCAGCGCCAGCCACCCGCCGCCGCACCGCGCGGGCAGCAGCAAGCGGAGCGGCGGCGGCGGCGGCAGGCAGGCUUCUCGGUAUUUGGAGGAGCAGGUGCGGUCCCUGACUGGCGCCCUGCAACGCCUGCAACGCCAGAACCGCGACCUCUCGACGCAGCUGGCGGCGGUGGGCAGCGCCCCUGGCGCCAGUGGCGCGCUGGUGCCGGCAGCGGCGGCGCCCGCACCCGCCGCGCUGCGGCACGAGCUCAGCAGCCUGGCUGCAGAGAACGCGGCGCUGCGGCGGCAGGUUGAGGAGGCGGAGGGCGAGGCGGGGCAGGCGCAGCUGCAGAUGCAGCGGCAGCAGGCAGAGGCGCGCGCGCUGCACGCCCAGGUUGUCGAGGUCAUGGCCGCCCUGAGCGAGGCAGGGCUGGCACCCCCGCAGCAGCUGGCCUCGACUGCCGGCAAUGGCACGCCUUCUGCCCCUCCCCCACACGCCCUUUCGGCGGCGCACAGCAGCGGCGGGCGGUGGGCAGCGGCGGCGGCGCUUGCAGGCACCCAGCCGCCCCUGCAACGGCAGCAGCAGCCGCAGCCGGCCACCCCGCAGUCUGCCCUUCAGCAACCGGCAGCCCCACACGCUGCCGGCUCCCAGCAUGUGCUGGCUGACCUGCGGCAGGCCAUGGCAGCUCUGGACCUGGAGGAGCCGGCUGGGCCAGGCAGCCACGACAACGAGUGGGGCCGACAGGAGGAGUGGCUGAGGCUGCCAGGGGCCCAGGCCGAGCAUCGGCAGCAGCCGCAUGCGCCCGGCCAGCCGAUGGCGGCGGCAGCGGCGGCGCUGGCGGCGCUGGCGGCGGACAGCGAUGACGACGGCAGCGGCGUGUCGGAUGUGUUUGGCGGCGAGGAGGGCGCGGAGGUUGGCAUCCCACCCCCUGCCGCCCCCGCCGCCUCUCGCCGGCUGCCUGCUGGCGUGGCCUGGCCCUCGGCCGCGCACAUGGAGCAGGUGGCUCGCGGCAUCACGGCGCUGAACUCGCGCAACGCGGCGCUGCAGCAAGAGAUUGACGGCAUGAGCCUGGCGGGCAGCAGCCUGGCGCCAAGCCCCCCGCGGCGCCUCGCCAGCCGGGCGCCAGCGGUGGCGCGGGGUGCUGCGCCCAAGCCGGCUGCUGCCGCCAGCCACACGCUCCUGCCGCCCACCCCCAAUUUGAGCCAGUCGUGA